This is a messenger RNA of Tachysurus fulvidraco (yellow catfish), 2646 nucleotides long. RefSeq lists its product as uncharacterized. The record is from RefSeq and is a predicted model, not a curated record. The transcript is spliced from 7 exons. Bases 357 to 1184 code for a protein of 275 amino acids. NCBI's taxonomy places the organism in Eukaryota, Metazoa, Chordata, Actinopteri, Siluriformes, Bagridae.
UCUGCAGAAAGAGGAUCUCGAGGGCCAGAGUUGAGAACCUCUGUGUUAAUGUCUUGUUUUAAAAUCUUUCUUACAGAAUGCGUACUAUGAGCCAUCCUCCCUGGGGUUAUUCCUAAAUUUACCUGAAGGCCAUAACACCCAUACUGUGUACACAAAGGACAUGAAGGUCAUUGUUAGUACAGGUUAGUACUUGUCAUUUUCCAAAAUCCUGCGGCAAUAAUAUCAAUCAUUAAGCUAUAGGUGACACACUCAAUUGAUUUAGUCUAUGUUGAUAUGGAUGUCUCAUUAGUAUUAGUUGUGUAGAAGGCACACUCUCUGUUAAUUUGGCAGAACGGCUCUGCACUGUCACAGUCAAAAUGUGUGCGUGUGAACCAGAAACCUGCACACUGCUAAGGUAUGGGCUCUGGCCAGCAACAGCCGACAAGCCCCAGACAGCCUUCUCUAUCUCUCUGCUUGAGCUUUUUGUUUGUCUGUCACUGGAAUGUCAGGUUUCUGUUGAGGGUUUUUGCAACACCCUGCACUGGAAAAAUAACCUCACACUUGCAGAGGUCAACACCCUUUACAGAGCCCUGGUGGGAGAAUCCAUAUCCCAUUUUAGGCAUCACCACUUCAGACAAAGAAGUUUGGUAGAUGUUUGCCCACAAUUAGAUGAUGGGACCACAUGCCCAGCAUGUCCAAAGGUGGAUGGAGAUAUGAUAGUGACAUUGGAUGCCAACUUUGGCCUUGUGAGGAAGCAAAGCUCAGGGACAAGUGCGGUUGAGCCAUUACAUGGAACCAGCAUGUUUGUUGAUGAAAAGGAUGUAGAGGACUACCUGCUAUCACAUCUUGACAGCUCAAAGCCACACGAAGACUGCAGUAACUUUAAGGCUGGCAGUGUGUUGAGGUCACAACAAGAAGCAAAGAAACUUGAUGUUACAGGAGUGUUUGGAGCAUCCUGUCGUCAUGAAAUGCCCCUAAUGUUUGUCAACAUGAGCCAAGGAGAACGAUUAGCCUAUCCCCUGUAUGUCAUCGAUGCGUUACUUCAAAGAUGUGAGGACAAGAACAUACACCUGCGAGUAGUCUAUGACAUUGCCUGUGUUGUUGCCUCACAUUUGCAGGGGAGGGCAUACCACACAACAAUCUCCUUGGCCGUACCAGCAUUUCAUGUUUAUGGACACAAAUUGCCCUGCCAGGUAAUUCAUUGACUUCAUUGGGACAUCAGGACAUGUUAAACACACAAUUCACUCCUUGUUUGCCCUCCAUUUUUCCUGUCUAUCCACUGCAAAGCUGAAAUGAGCUAGAAAUGCCUAAAAAUAAUCUUUAAUCUAACAUUUUUCUAACCUGGUGUUUGUCUAAACUUGUUUCAGAGAUGCAAUGUGUUGGACAAUCCAGUGGAAACCGCUUAUCUCAAAUCUGUCUGGGGGUCAAACUAAUCACUAUAAUCAGAGGAUUGUUAAAACCAAUUUAGCUUCCUUAGUUGAUUUUUAUGCAGAUUACAAUCUAUUUUUUAUAAUAAUUACAUGAAUAUAAAGUAAUGAACAGCUUUGCAAUUUUUAUUAAUUUAAAGAUAAAAUAACAUAAGCUGACCGCUAAGGCCCUCUCCUGCUCCGGACCUUGUCUGAAUGGACUGCAUGAAAAGCUGCAUUACACUCCACUUACAUUACAUACAGUAUACCUACUGCUGCUGUGAGAGUGCGGGGAUUUUAAUUAUGCACCAUAAAAGUCCCAUAACACUAGCAGCGCAGGAACGGGAGGGGAAAAUAACUCCUUAGACAACAGCAGUGUGAGUAAAGGAAAACAUCACAUGACGCGCAACUGCGCACAGCAGGCAUAUGCACACACAAAUAUAAACACCAAACAUGCCCAAUAUGAACAUCGUAAGCGGGCUACUUGAUUACAAUAAACAAAUUAUUUACACAGCAUUUCUAUAGAAAUGAUUCGCCCCAAGCUUUUUUAUUCAUAUCAUUUGAUUGGUUGAACACUGUAACCGUGAUCACUAUAAGUUGUAGGAUCAUGCUCAGUGUCAGUGUACAGUAUGUGAUAUUUUACCGCUUUGCUUUAAUCAAGUACAGUACCAGACGGCUUGAUGGGUUUGGGCUCACAGAUGGGGAAGGAAUGGAAAGGCUGUGGUCUUUCCUCCGAAGAUUUGCCAGAGUCACAAAGGAGAUGACUCCAUCUCAUCGCCAUGACCUACUGACUGAUGCCCUUUUGUAUUAUGGACGGAGGAAAUCAACUGACCUAGAAUUGAGGACUCUCUGCUGAACAUGGAGAAAAAACACCGCAUUAGGAGAAGAUGGCAAGAGUCUGAUUCAGACUUCCAGUCUACUCUUAAAGAUGUGGACCGUGAGCUCAGAGGCCAACUGAUCUGCAAGGCCUACUGGACCAUAUCGAUGGGCCCAUUAACCACUGAUAACAUCCAUUCAAUAGUGUGAUAACAUUCGAAGCGGGUGCAAGAGCGCUGAGACUGCGGCAUAUUUUGAUAUUAUUCAGCAUAAAAUAAUGUAAAAAAGCUUUUUUUCCAAGAUUUCUGAUAUAACAUAUCAUUUCAUGGAAACAAGGUGAAACAGCCCAUUUCAAGCUUGUCCGAUGUGUGCUCAUAUACGGUUUCACGAAAAAGCAUGAAAGAAAGGCGCUAGAGCGCUGAGACUGCGGCAAACGGCUUUUCAG